Molecule: messenger RNA, 2026 nt
Organism: Sycon ciliatum
Lineage: Eukaryota; Metazoa; Porifera; Calcarea; Leucosolenida; Sycettidae
Product: phosphatidylcholine-sterol acyltransferase-like
Exons: 4
Coding region: 217-1458 (413 amino acids)
Biological process (GO): lipid metabolic process
Source: RefSeq, a predicted model, not a curated record
CUGAUCAAAAUUAAUGUGAAAUACAAAAUGAACGAAAACGGAAAGGGUUGAGAGUCCAGGGAUAGGGUCCCAUUCGUUGUCCCACACCGUUUGCCCACUAGUGCACUGGAACUCCUACGUCCGAGAUCUGCUUUGCAAAGUGAAGAAUCCGAUACAAGAACUGCCCCGCAGGGGUGUUUUUUCUCCCGGAAGACGAACAUUCUGUGAACUUUGAAAAUGCUGAAGGUGGCCCUGCUACUGUUGGCGUUCUGGUCGGGAUGCUGUAUGGCGAUUAGAUUCCCAAUCGUCUUGGUACCCGGGAUCGCUGGCAGCCACAUCGAAGCCAGGCACACGAAGCCGAUAGCAAAAUACCCGGCUCACUGCCCAGAUAUGACCAACUGGAGACAAAUCUGGCUGAGUUUUAAAGAAGUGGUUCCUGUCCUGGCUCACUGCCUUGCGGUCGACAUGUCAUUGGAGUUUGAUGUGGAUACGCUGAAGUACAAUGACCCGGACGGCAUUGAAACCAGAAUACCCUACUUUGGAUCAACCAAAUCCGUCGAGUAUCUGGACGACAGCACAGACUUUUUGAUCAAGCGCCUCACGAAAUACUUCCAUGACAUUGUGCAGUAUUUCGUCGACAAUGCUGGCUAUGAGCGUGACGAGAGCAUUGUAGCAGCUCCGUACGACUGGAGAAAGUCACCCUGGAGCAUGGAUGGGUACUUUGAGAGGCUGCAAGCUCUAGUGGAGAAUGUCACUGCUAAGUACAAUGCACCAGCCAUUGUCAUCUCUCACAGUAUGGGUGGCCCGGUGUUGAAAGCAUUCUUCAACACCACCACCAGUGACUGGAGAGACAAGCACAUCAAGGCCUGGUUUCCUGUUGAAGGUGUGUGGAUCGGAUCGCCCAAAGUUCUCGAGGCGAUGGUGUCUGGCGACAAUUUCGGCACACCAGCGCCCCUAUCAGAUCUCAUUGAUAUGGAGCGGACACUCGAAAGUACCCUGUUCUUGUCGCCAAUGCCUGGACUCUGGCCGCAAAAUGUGUCCGAUGAGUUGAUCAUUGUGGACGACACAAGAAAAACGUACGGUGUGUCGGACUAUGUGGAGUUGCUGAAGGCACUGAACAUUAGCCAUGCCCAGGAGCGGCUUGCCAAUGUGAUGAGCAAGCGUGAAAUGAUACAUGGUCCCCCCGGUGUUCGCAUGUACUGCAUCUAUGGAACAAACGUAGACACAGCCUGGGGUUACAAGUACAGUGCACUGGACAGGUCUGCACCUGAGAAGAAAAUCAUCGGUGAUGGUGAUGGAACGGUGCCCCGGCCUAGUUUGGAGUUCUGUCGAAACUGGGUUGGAAAGCAGCCGCAGCCAGUUGUGCUUAAAGCAUUCCCGAACGUAAAGCAUGUUGACGCCAUCAUGAACGAAAAAAUUCUUCAAUACAUUCACGCAGAGAUGGAAUCUCUGGCAGAGGAGCACAUCUCAAGAGCGUAGACACCAUGUCCAGCGUCUGUCUCUGAUAUGAAAUGACAGUAAGAAAAGUAGUGUGUUUGCUGCUUCUGUUGCUGCUGCUCUGCACUAGGUUAGGAUGAGUAACUCGGUCGCUCAUACUGUAUCGCUCCGCUUGGAGUAGUUAGAACAAUUUUUUUAACCUUUCCUUCAAUUUUCCAAGGUAGUAUCGAACGAUCUUGGUCACGUGUUCAAGAAAUCCUUGCAUGGCAAGGUAGUGCCUGCUGGUAUUUUGUCCAUGCAGCGUUUCACUUCGAAAUCUCCUACAGUUUGUCUGAAUUAGGAAGCAUUUGCAAGCUCCCACCUGCCUAAUCCUCAUAGUUAUUUCUUGACUUCCCUUCUUGAAUUCUCUCUUUUUCGGUGUGAACAUGUAUAUUUUGGAGGUGCUUUUUAAAUAGGAUUUUUCUUAUUUUUAUGAACUACAAGACAAGUCAGCCGGCGGAAAGCGUGAGCUCCGGCGUAUGGAGCAGCCACUUUCCUUUUUGUUCUUUAUUCCCUGAAUUGUUCUAUGCUACAGGCACUGCUGUAUCGAGCACAGUGCGAAUAUUCCAUA